UGCACUUCCUCUCGGCAGCGCAGUCUUUCCGGCCAGGCUCCCCUCUAAUUGGCCGGCUCAGAACUUCCUCGGGGACUUGGCCACUCGGGGGCAACGCGGCGGCCUCUCUAGCCGCUGUCCCGAAGUUCGGUCUCGCCCUUUCGGCUGCGAGCUCUUUAUGGUGCCGGCAGCGACAUGUGGCGCCUCCCGGGACUUCUGGGCCGAGCUCUUCCCCGUACGCUGGGACCUAGCCUCUGGAGGGUGACUCCCAAGUUCACCAGCCCAGAUGGGCCUCAGACUACCUCCUCCACCUUGCUGGUUCCUGUGCCUAACCUUGACAGGUCGGGUCCCCAAGGCCCAGGUAGGAGCAGGGGCCCAAGGUCCCAUGGAUGGAAGGAUGCCUUCCAGUGGAUGUCUGCCCGUGUCUCCCCGAACACCCUACGGGAUGCCAUAUCAUGGGGCACUCUGGCUGUGCUGGCCCUGCAGCUGGCAAGGCAGAUCCACUUCCAUGCAUCCCUGCCAGCAGGACCUCGCCGAGUGGAACACUGCUCCUGGCACAGUCCCCUGGGCCGUUUCCUUUCAUCUCCCCUGUGUCACCCAUGCUCCUCACUGCGGCAGCACAUCCUCCCCAGCCCUGAUGGCCCAGCUCCCAGGCACGCUGGCCUCAGAGAACCCAGGCUUGGCCAGGAAGAAGCCUCAGCUCAGCCCCAGAACCUCUCCUCACACAACUCCUUGAGAGCAGCUCGUCCUCAGGACCCCUCCUCUGAGGAAGGUGUCGGCCUUUCCCUUGCAGGUCCCAGUGAUUUUGGCUUCCUGCAGGCCAGUAGCAGCAUCAAGUCCAAGGCAAAACCAGCCCAGCCUCAGCACGCUGGUGAACAGGAACAAGAUAAAUCAAAAACUCUUUCCCUCGAGGAGGCUGUGACUUCCAUUCAGCAGCUCUUCCAGCUCAGUGUUUCCAUCGCUUUCAACUUCCUGGGGACAGAGAACAUGAAGAGUGGUGACUACAAGGCAGCCUUUUCUUACUUCCAGAAAGCUGCAGCCCGCGGCUACAGCAAAGCGCAGUACAACACGGGCUUGUGUCAUGAGCAUGGCAGAGGCACCCCCAGGGACAUUAGCAAGGCGGUCCUUUAUUAUCAACUGGCUGCCAGCCAGGGCCACAGCCUGGCUCAGUACCGCUAUGCCAGGUGCCUACUACGAGACCCAGCCCCUUCGUGGGACCCUGAGCGGCAGAGGGCAGUGUCCAUGCUGAAGCAGGCUGCAGACUCAGGCUUGAGAGAGGCCCAAGCCUUCCUCGGGGUGCUUUUCACCAAGGAGCCCUACCUGGAUGAGCAGAGAGCUGUGAAAUAUCUUUGGCUUGCAGCCAACAAUGGGGACUCACAGAGCAGGUACCACUUAGGAAUUUGCUACGAGAGAGGCCUUGGUGUGCAGAGGAAUCUGGGAGAGGCCUUGAGAUGUUACCAGCAGUCGGCAGCUCUGGGAAAUGAGGCCGCCCAGGAGAGGCUGCGAGCCCUGUUUUCCACGGAGGCUGCAGCCCCGGGGCCCAGCGACCUGACAGUUACAGGACUGAAGUCUUUCUCCAGCCCCUCCCUCUGCAGCCUGAACACCCUGCUGGCAGGAACCACAUGCCUACCACAUGCCUCGAGCACAGGGAACCUUGGCCUCCUCUGCAGAAGUCGGCAUUUCAGAGGCAGCCCGGAAGCCCCCAGCAGGGCUAUCCCCCCACACCCCCGCCCACUGGAAAGGAGCGUCAUCAGACUAGGUUUUGGCUAAGGAAGAAGUUUCUCGCCCAAGUGCCUGGAUGUGUCUGCUUGACUUUCAGAACUUCUCACUCAGCCCUAAAGAUGGAACCUGUGGGUUCUCAGAUAUAUAUCACAAUUUGAGUCCUGAAGAAGAGGCCAGUUACCCACUCACCUUCCCCCAAACCCUAUGCACCUGCGCCAGCACAGUCAAGAAGAGGAGGGUGCGUAGACCCAGGUCUGCCUCUGCCACUUGCUUGGCCAUGUCACCUUGAAGCAGUUACCUGAUUCCCUGUAUUGCUUCCUCAGUUGUAGACCAAAGGCAAUGGUGUCUGCCCUCCUGCCUUAUAAGACAAAUGCAAGGGCAUUUCACCAGAGAGGACCUUGGUACUCACUUUGGCCCUGGAGGCCGUGAUGCCCAUGGGUGCGUGGCUUUAUGAGUCGCCAAGCCAGGAUGAGGUUACCUGGGUCUCCUGACUCCAGGGUUCUUGUCUGUCAGUUCACACUGCAAUUUUAUGUGAAAGCAUUAUUACUGUCCUACCCAUGGGAGAGUAAAUGUAGAUGGAGUGCUAGGAGUCUUGAGCUGGAGAGUGUAGAUUUUGAGGUCCCCGUUUGGGAAAUGUGUGCCAGAAAUGUCUGGGUGUUUAAUAAAACAGAUAUUGGAUUAUCUCA
Molecule: messenger RNA, 2387 nt
Organism: Cebus imitator (Panamanian white-faced capuchin)
Lineage: Eukaryota; Metazoa; Chordata; Mammalia; Primates; Cebidae
Gene: DELE1
Product: DAP3 binding cell death enhancer 1
Exons: 13
Coding region: 175-1749 (524 amino acids)
Molecular function (GO): protein binding
Source: RefSeq, a predicted model, not a curated record